CCCAACAUUUCGACGUUCGGUAGUUCAAUCUGCUAGGGUUUGGAAGCUGUUUAAUAUGUCAUUUCGGUUUUAGUCUUUUCAAUACUUCACAAAGUCCAUAAUUUAAUAUCAAUGAAUCCAUUCCACUUUCAACCAGCACCGCCUCCGCCUUGGUUCCCAAUGUUACCGCCGGCAGCACCAAAUUCGAGUACAUUUUGGGAGACCAGAAAUGUGCGUGAUCGGCUUAGAGAAUUGCAAGAUACUCUCAAUCUUGCCAAUGCAAUGCAGAAGGAGCUGGAGAUACUGACGAUGAUAAAAAAUGGGUCAACUGACCCUUCUGUAUCUGAGUUCUUGAAGUAUCUAGAAGAUAGGAGGAUUGAUUUGGAUACUCAAGAAUCAAUUUCUAUGGAAGCGGCAAAUUCUUUGAUGUCAAAGCUUAGAGCUCAGUUGGAGCCCUUUAGAUAUGUUGUGGACGAAGCAAGCCCGUGGGAGGAGAAAUCAGCAGCAGCUAGACUGGCGAAUAAAAUCAACAAGUCUAAAAGGAAUAAGCUUUGGAGGAAAAGAAAGCGGAAACGAAUUGCAGAAAUGCUAUCAAAGGAGCGUGAGCGAUUUGACCAAGCUGAUAGAGAAGCUGAUGAGUGGAGAGCUAGGGAGAUUGCCAAGGACAUUGCAAGCCGCAAGGUGGAAAAGAUGAAGGAAAUAGCAAAGCUUAAAGCCAAGGAAGAAAAAAUGAGACUAGAAUCUGAGCUUGAGCUAGUUUUGAUUGUGGAAAAGCUGCAAGAAUUGCGCUCCAUCAGGAUCCAGAAAUUGAAGAAACAAGGCCACUUUCUCCCAGAGGAGGAUGACAAGUUUCUUGAGAAAGUUCGAGCUGCAGUUGAGGAAGAGGAGAGACAAGCUUUGGCAGCAGCUGAUACAGAUGCUGCAAAAGAUGCCAUUGCAACUGCCGAGGAAACUAGGAAGGCCACUCAGAAUCAAAAACCCCUCUCAAAGGAUCCAAUUAGCGAUCAACUUGAAGACAAGGAGAGCAAAGACCAAAAAACACCAAAUGAGGAUGAAAAGGACUCUAGUACAGUAACUGAUAAGGAGUCUGGCCAAAAUACAUCGGAAGGGCAUGGUUAUGGAGGGGCAUAUGAUUCUUUGGCCAAUUUACCAAUUGAGUUCUAUCACUAUUAUCAUGGCAGCAAUACAGAUAUGGGCACGCUUAUUGAGGUUAGAAGGACAUGGGAUGCUUAUAUCAGACCGGGAGGAAGCCGCAUACCAGGCCACUGGGUUCAGCCACCACCUCCAGCUGACGAGAUAUGGGCAUCCUACCUGGUGAGGCCUGAAUGACCCCUUAUUGGACUGCAAAGUUGAGAGGGAUGGUAAUAUGGCUGUUGUAUCGACCCAUGUAUAGGCAUUUUUUCUUCUAAAGUUACAUAGAUAUAAUCACAGCAGCUAUUUCAAACUUCACAAUAUGGAAAUCAGAAAGUUCGUUUUUCUUUUUCCAGUUUUUGUAUCCAUUUCUAGUCAUAAAUAAAUGCAGUUUAGGUUGGUGUGAUGUUUCAUGUUUCUUAGGAGCUGAAAUAUUUUACUCCAACUUGUUGACAGAUAACUUACAUUGGAGCAUAAUUGAAAUUAGUUGUAUAUUUAAUUUCCAAAUCGCAAGGUUUCCUUUAUAUUGUC
Messenger RNA from Theobroma cacao (cacao), 1641 nucleotides. RefSeq names its product U11/U12 small nuclear ribonucleoprotein. The record is from RefSeq and is a predicted model, not a curated record. Gene Ontology annotation, cellular component: U12-type spliceosomal complex. Lineage: Eukaryota; Viridiplantae; Streptophyta; Magnoliopsida; Malvales; Malvaceae.